CUCCCAAGUCGCGUAUCAACAGUUCAAACACGUCUUCCCAGCUCACCUCGCACACUUCAAGCAAUUGGGCAAUAUGGCAUCUCGGAGGGUCAUUGCCGACUCUGACGACGAAGAUGAGGGGCUCAGUCCCAUCAAGGCCUUUGCAGAGUUCGAGGCGCACGAUCCGCGACUUGACAUGGAGCCGCUUAGCCCUCAGCAUCAACCUGCAGGGCCUAUUCUGAGGCAACCCUCAUUGCUGGCGGUGGCAAAUGCUCAAAAUGACACAUCUGGCUCCACAGAUCCUUCAUUCUUCGCCAAUAUCUUCGAUGAGCAGCAGGACAAAGCCAUGCAGCAGUCUCAUCUCAUUGAGAACAUCGUACGCCUCAGUCAAAAGGCCAGCGCAGGUAGUCGGGAUGUUUCAUCGCCCGCCAACGGCAAGGCAAAAAGCAAAGGCAAAAAAACGCCGGUCAAUGCAAGUUCUACUGCCACAGACAUCACCAGCCCUUUGGUUCUGAAGAAACCGGGGCCCAGAAAGAGCCAACUGGUUCAGAUGAGUGAUGCAACAGAGUUUACCACCCCCCGGAAAAGUGCAGGCAAGGAUCAAUGGGACAUACCAAGCAGCGAUGAUGAACAUGGCAAAACAGCAAAGAAAGGUGUUAGAGAAUCAGAUUCCAACGCGGAUGACUCCAGCAAGUUUUACGUUGCUCCAAGCAGUCUCUCGGCAAGUCAAAGACGUCAAUAUCGAAAAGUGCAAAUUUCGGGUUCGCACUCAGGUCACUCGACUAUUCCUGACUCAGCUGCUCUGAUGCAGCCACAUUCAAAUCACAAGUCAAGUUGUGCAACAACUGUCGCAGUCUCGACACCAAGCAGAUAUGCUUCUUCCGGACCGCGACCCCCAUGGGAGAUUGAGCAAGCGGCGGAUGUUAGAAGCGAAGCUGCUGCGAUUAACUUGACCUUGUCGUCACCUGAUGCUAUCACAGCAGUUGGCAGUAAUGCUCAGGAAGAUCAAAGCCCGGUCAGACGUUCAUCCGUCAAAAGAAAGAGGUCUACGGCACGCGAUGACGCUGACGAGCUGGGCGAAGAUGGCAUCUUCGAAGAUAAUAUUAGUGAUCUGGACCCAGAAUUUGAUCCUGGCGACCGCCAAACGUCUAAGAAAGCGAAGAAGGCAGCCAAUUCUUCAAGCGUGCCAGUCGUAGAGCCCAAAAAGCGCGGACGUAAGAAGAAGCAGCCCAUUGUUGAAAAACCUUCUGGUGAAGAACAGGCAGAAGAUACUGGAGCAUCAGUGACAGCUAUGCCUGAACCUGCAGCAGACGUCCAGACUCCAGAAGAGAAACCAAAGAAGAAAAGAGGUAGGCCUCGAAAGUCAGAUGUUGCGAAGCCUGUGGAAGUGUCAGAUGAGCCAAUGCCUGCCCCUGAGCGAUCUGCCGGGAAGACGACGAAGUCUGCGUCUGCCGAAAACGGCCUAGUCGAGGACGGAAGUACAACAAUUGAAGAUAGCUGGAAGCAGCCGGUCGUUGAUGCGUCUACAGACUCAAAGAAUGCACAACCGAAACCCACCACUGACAAGACUGUAACGAGGGAUGUAUCACCGCUCAAAGAAGCUGAUCGCAAUAGUCUCCUCGCGUCGCAAUCAACCAUUUCAGAGUCUAACAAGUCAAUAUCUAAGUCAAUGACUCCAUCGCAAGCAGGCAAGGCUAUCUAUCGUGUUGGGCUGAGUAAGAAGUCGCGAAUAGCGCCCUUGCUCAAGAUCAUUCGAAAAUAAAGACGGAGAAUAUAGUCCCCGGGGUCAGAAAGGGGGAAUAGGCGUUGAAGGACCAUGUUUAUGAUUAGGCCGUUACGAUACCCAUGUUACAAUUAGGAACCAUUUGCUUUGGAAGCACCGUGCUAGAUAUUCAAGGAGAAAGAAAAGUACGGAAGAACUGGCUGUAAGCUUGUGAUAAGCUUUCGUCCUUGUAGUUGAGUCUUGUACACGUUUGAGCAACCAGGACAAGUUUGACCC
This is a messenger RNA of Truncatella angustata, 1978 nucleotides long. RefSeq lists its product as uncharacterized. Lineage: Eukaryota; Fungi; Ascomycota; Sordariomycetes; Amphisphaeriales; Sporocadaceae. Bases 74 to 1741 code for a protein of 555 amino acids. The record is from RefSeq and is a predicted model, not a curated record. The transcript has a single exon.